AUGGCGCCUCAGAAGCGCAAGAUACCGCAUGAUGUCGAACCAGAGUUACCGCGUCGCGCGACUAGACAACAUCCUGCGCCCAAUAGCGACGAACAUCUACUACGAAGCGGUCGUCGCCCUACUACUUCCGACAAGCUGCUAAAACCUCCCCCCACACCGCGCUCAGAUCGCAACAUCGAUAAGGUCGUGUUAGGUAAUAUCUGUUUCAAGGCGUGGUACCCCUCGUACUAUGGCAAGGAGGUGCUAGGCGACAUAUCGCAUAAUACCAACCCGGGUGGCAAGGAUGGCAGGGACGGCGGCGGGAAGAUGGGAGGUAGGAUAGGUGGUAGCAAGAGACAACCACCGCCUAUGCUCGAACGCUUGUAUGUCUGCCCGUGCUGUUUCAAAUAUAGUAGAGAAUUGGUCGCAUGGUGGGAGCAUGUUAGGUGCUGUGAGAAGACGUUCGAGAUGCCUGGGCGGAAGGUGUAUAAACAUCCCAAAGGCUUAAGAACGCGGAUGGUGAAGGUCCCUUCAGCAUUCUCGAGUAUUACUACGGCUACGGCUGCAGAGGUGGUUGGAAAGGGUAAGGGAAGGAAGAAGAGCGACGGAGGUGCAGGUGUGCCGACGGUAGAAGAAGUUGUUAGUGAUGACGGCGAGUGGAGCGUAUGGGAAGUUGACGGGGAGAAAGAUAGGCUUUUCUGUCAGAAUCUAUCCCUGUUCGCGAAGCUAUUCCUAGAUAACAAAUCGGUAUUCUUCGAUGUGACGGGGUUCAACUACUUUCUUCUCGUCUAUACACCCCCACCAACUCCCGACCCACAAACGUUCCCUUCUCUCGCCCCUACGUUUACCGAUAUAAUCCCAAUUUCUCAAUCAUCUACAACAACUAUUUCUAGUGCUUCCCAACAUACCCCAACGUCGCAGACGAGACCGCAGGUAGUGGGCUUCUUCUCAAAAGAGAAGCUAUCCUGGGAUAAUAAUAAUCUGGCGUGUAUCUUAGUGUUCCCACCAUGGCAGCGCAAGGGUCUGGGCGCCCUGCUCAUGGGUGUAUCGUAUGAGAUCUCCCGGCGCGAGGGCAUUCUAGGCGGGCCCGAGAAACCUAUAUCCGAACUUGGUAGGAAGGGGUACAAACGAUUCUGGGGAGGCGAGAUUGCGCGGUGGCUUCUAGAGCUCAAAAUACCGGAGGGGCAAGGAGAGGAUGAUACAGAAGGUGAGAGGGAGACGUUGAUCACUGUGGAAGAAGUCUCCAAGGCCACUUGGAUUGUGCCCGAGGACUGUCUCGCCGUACUCCGAGAGAUGGGCGUUGUAGAAGACGCGAGUCCUACCCCCGCCGAGACAGCUACUGCCAACGGGUCAACCGAACGGCGCGGCGGUAGCGUCAGCGACGGGGAUGUUGAAAUAGAAGAGGCGAAGACGACUCCCCGCGUAAGGCUUGAUAGGGAAGCUGUCAGGCGCUGGGUCAGCACGAAUAAGAUUGACCUUACCAAGACGUGCGACCCGGACGGCUUUGUUGAGGGGUACGCGGUUAGAGAGGGAGAGAGCGAGGAAGUGGAUGAAGAAUAG
Messenger RNA from Daldinia childiae, 1539 nucleotides. Its product is annotated as Males-absent on the first protein. Gene Ontology annotation, molecular function: histone acetyltransferase activity. The transcript is spliced from 3 exons. Gene Ontology annotation, biological process: regulation of DNA-templated transcription. NCBI's taxonomy places the organism in Eukaryota, Fungi, Ascomycota, Sordariomycetes, Xylariales, Hypoxylaceae. The coding region runs from base 1 to 1539 and encodes 512 amino acids. The record is from RefSeq and is a predicted model, not a curated record.